GCCACAAAAAAUUUUGUCAACAAAACAGUAGACGAACAUCAUUGGAAUUAAUCAUUUAAGUAAUUAGGUUCGAAUUUUAUCAUUUAAAAUAUCUAUUCAAUUAUAGAAAACGUGUUUUUGGUAAAUUUUUUUGUGAGAAUUUUCGUGAAUUCAAAGUGUAAUUCCAUCGUAUUACAAGAUUAAGUUCAAAUUGAUGAAGUCAAUGAAGAUUUAGUUAUGAAUAAAUUCAUGAGAAUUUCGUUAUUUCUCUGCAUAUUUCAAAGUGGAAUUUGUAAAAGUAGCAUACAUAAAUUGGUUACAAAUAUAAAUGAUAUAACAGAUGUUUUGUCAUUUGAAUGUCAACUAGCUUUGAAAAUCUUCGUUGAUCGUUUGAAUCAAACUGACAUAAAGGACGAUGAGAUGUGGGCACUGCAGAUGUUGGACGCUUCUUCUAAAGUACCAGUAGGCCUCCUUUCUUAUAAUUUUGGAGAAAUGGGAGAUUUCAAGCAAUGUAUAGAAAUAGUAUCGACGAAAGAUAAUAUUGGAGGAAAAUAUUGUCUUGGUCAAGUAAUUGUAAAUAGUUCUGGUAUUGAUAAUCAGUCAGUAUACGUUCAGAAUCAUAGGUACAUCAAAAGUUUAUUGUCGAAAGUAUCCGGGGGUAUACAUAUGAUUGGAAAUCCCACAUGGGCGUUAUGUCUGCCAAGUAAUUGUUCUGAUUUAGAUGCGAUCGCAAUAAUGAACAGUUCAAGAGGCUUAGGAAUUAGUAUAUCAUCUGUCUCUUGCCAAACAAUUGAAGACGUAUAUCCACCAUUGGAUAGAGAUGCUCUCAUUGGAAUAUCGAUUUUAUGUUUAUUAAUAUCACUGGUGAUUGUCUCCACGGCAUUCGACUUAUAUUUUUUAUAUGUGGGUGAAGGUCGGGAUAGAUCAAUUUGUGCAUUCUCUGUAUUCUCCAAUGGUAAGAAAUUGUUCUCAAUUUCGAAGCGAGCCUCUAAUUUGUCCUGUCUUGAUGGAAUCAGAGUGAUCAGUAUGUUUUGGAUAAUUAUUUUACACACGCACUCAGUUUAUACUUCAGGACCAGUUUUCAAUUCUAAAGAUGUAGUUGAGUUUGCUAAUUCGCUGGUGAGCAUGGUUUUCAUCAAUGGAGACUUAGCUUGUGACACUUUUUUAAUGGUCGGGGGCACCCUAGUUACGUAUGUGUUCUUUAAAACGAACGCGAUGCCUAUCUUGAACCUAAGGGUUAUACUCAGACAUUACCUUCAUCGAUACGUCCGGUUAACCCCAGCUCUUGCCGGUAUGGUUUUGGUUUCUGCUACUCUAUUGAAAUAUUUUGGAUCUGGUCCAAGAUGGUUUUACAUCGUAACGUCCUUUGAGGGUUUUUGUAAGAAAAACUGGUGGACUACGCUUCUAUAUAUCCAGAACGAGUACAAUGUUUCACAAAUGUGUGUUGGACAUUCUUGGUACCUGGACGUAGAUAUGCAGCUAUACUUCUUUUCACCAUUGAUAUUUUUUAUGUUGAUGAAAUAUCCCAAAUCCGGAAUUUCUAUGGUAUCACUGGCUACAAUAGGAUCUAUUAUUUAUUCCUUUGUAAGGGCGUACUUAGACGAGAUGUCUGGAAUAUCGUCCACGUACUAUUCUCCGACUCCGACUUCUGUCUAUAUGAAUAAUUAUUAUUUAAAAACAACAACAAGAGCUGCUCCAUGGUUAAUGGGUAAUAUUUUGGGUUAUAUUCUAACGAGAAGGUGGUGUGAGAAAGUGAAACUGUCUAAGAUGUAUUCAAUGUGUUUCUGGACCAUGAGUAUAGGAGUAAUACUUUUAUGUACCUUUUUGGGACAUAGUACACUGAGAGGACCUGAUUAUCGUAGAUUUGAGAACGCUUUGUAUAUUGCCCUUUUAAGACCAACAUUUGCUUUAUCCGUAGGAUGGGUGAUAUGGGCAUGUGCUACAAACCAUGGAGGAAUCAUAAAUCGGUUUUUAUCAUUGCCAAUAUUCCAGUUCUUGAACAAAUUCAUAUACAGCAUGUAUCUACUACACGUAACAGCUUUGUAUAUGAUAGUUUUCUCUAGUAAAACUUCAAUCUACUUCAAUGUAUUUAAUUUGACUUAUUGGUUCUGGGGGAUAUUCAUGUACAUGUUUGGACUGUCCAUCAUUUGGGCACUCAUAUUCGAGAGCCCCAUGAUAGCUUUAGAAAAAAUCGUUUUUCGAAAUAUAAAAGAUAAUUAGCAUAAAAAUUCAUUGAAUUGUAAUUAAAUAUAACUGUUGAACAGUUUAUUAUCAGUAAUUUAAAAUAAAUGUUGAAUAAAU
This is a messenger RNA of Diorhabda sublineata, 2280 nucleotides long. Its product is annotated as nose resistant to fluoxetine protein 6-like. Gene Ontology annotation, molecular function: acyltransferase activity, transferring groups other than amino-acyl groups. The coding region runs from base 217 to 2199 and encodes 660 amino acids. The transcript has 13 exons. Lineage: Eukaryota; Metazoa; Arthropoda; Insecta; Coleoptera; Chrysomelidae. The record is from RefSeq and is a predicted model, not a curated record.